Bursaphelenchus xylophilus (pine wood nematode) is the source of this 458-nucleotide messenger RNA. The record is from the annotation of a GenBank genome assembly. NCBI's taxonomy places the organism in Eukaryota, Metazoa, Nematoda, Chromadorea, Rhabditida, Aphelenchoididae.
AUGUAUUACCCGAACAAAUACUCCCUUAAAGUACGCACUUCCGCUAAGCCAAAAUUGGCUUUCUCCCAGCAAAGAAAUUUUUCGUUGCGGGACCCGCAAUCGGUGGGCGUGUCAAUAAAAAUAAAAAUAUUUUUGGGUAUUCCAAUGUAAAACUGUUGUUCGAAGGGAAUUUUUGCAAAGGUAAGUCAGUUUUUAUACCUAGUUUAGCUUGAAAAUGCAAUAAUUGUUCUUAUUUGUCCAAAUUUUCGACAUUUUUCGCAAUGUUACAUGAUUUUUGAUGUAAAUCAAGGUUGGCUAUGGAGAAUUUUAGUUUUUUGGUUGUAAUUUCAGGAAAAAGCGCAAAAUCGUCCAUCCCGACACCGGAGUCACCUCCAAGGUCAUGAACAUCGAUGUUUUUUGAACCGAUCGGUAUGUUGUUUUAGAUCAUUAUUGAAUUAUUUUUUUAGAUUUUUGGGUAA